Molecule: messenger RNA, 1312 nt
Organism: Diatraea saccharalis (sugarcane borer)
Lineage: Eukaryota; Metazoa; Arthropoda; Insecta; Lepidoptera; Crambidae
Source: the annotation of a GenBank genome assembly
CCGAAAUAAAGUGUUUUUUAGGUAUUUAAGAUGAAAACGUUUCGAAAAAUAUACCGGUUUCCGACCCCUGCGUUGAACCGUUAAACCGUUUAACUUUAAUAAUCAUUAUUUGUAUACUAAAAUUUUCCCUGUAUCGAUCCGUUCCGAUCUUUAACGUUUUAUAAUUACGAACGACGGUCAGUUUAGAUGUCGGGAGUUUAAAAUAAAAUUUACUCAUUCCGUAAUAUUAAAAAGCACGAUCACCGAUGGCCUCUUCGUGUUCGUCUAGCGGAGGAGAUGGACCGGGAGUGGCCCGUGGACCGGCCCGCGUACGCCGUGUGGGCGGUGGGCGCGCUGGACCGCGCGGGGGAGCCGGCCUUCCACCGCCUCUACCCCAAACGGGACGUGCUCAUAGAUUUCGGGAAGAAGCCGGCCGAGAACGACUGUUUCGCUUUCACCAUGUGAGAGGUGGAGCGCGGCGGCGUGGCGGCGUGGGAGACGGCGCAGCUGACGGACCCCGCGCUGCGCGUGUUCCAGUUCCGGCUGGGGCCCGCGGGGGGCGCGCGGGGCCCGGCGGGGCGCGAGGGGGCCCGCGGGGGCGCCGCGCUGGCCUGGUACGUCAACGGGCAGCUGGCGCCCGACAUCCAGCUGCGCCGCGGCCUCAAGUAUACCUUCCAGGUGCGUGCACAUCACCGCCCUCUGUUCCAGAACUAAAAUUAUAUAUAUAAACGAUACGAGAUCAUCUGGUUCGCAAGCGAGAAUGGGAAUUCGCCAGGGAUUUAUUCCAGGUCCCUUUCUAUUUCUAAUAUACAUAAAUGCUUUGCCAUUCUUUGUCGGACCUCUAUGCGACUCUGUACGGUUUGCAGAUGACAUUUCUUUAAUAUUUAAUGUUGAGAAACGUAGAAAUAUAUUUGACGAUGUAAACAAAAAUUAUGACUCGGUUUACUCAAAACUAAUACAAAUUAAACUCGAUGAUGAAAAAUUCGAGUCGGUCGACUCAACGAUCUUGGAAAAGAAGGCAAAAAAUUCGGCAAGGGCUACUAGAAAUAAAACGGAGAAACGAGCGGCCCUCGCCGAGUUUUUCGCCUUCUCGUCGGGACGAGUCUCCCGCCGUAGAUUUAGGGAACGUCGAGUGUGGGGGGGCAACAACCCGCACUCGGCCACGGAGUACCACCCGCUGAUCAUCACCGUGGACCCCGACGGCGGCCUCGAGAGACUGCCGGAGGGCGUGCAGCGGCGCGCGCGCGUGCUGGCGGGCGCGCACGCCCCGCGCCGCGGCCGCCUCGCGCCCACCGCCGGUACGUCAGCCAACUGUUGUUUAUUUAAUAACUAA